UGUUCAUGCGUUAUAUUACGGAAGGUUUCGUAUUAAUAAAAUAUUUAUUUGGUACGGAAUUGGAGCGUAAGAAUCAGUUAAUGUGAUGAGUCGCGUUAUAAACUUCUCGCGAAGUAGCAGACACUAUAGGAAUAAAUGAUUUAAAUUUAUUUUAAGUAAUAAAAACAUGCCGGGAGAUAUUGCCAGUUCGUUAGUUGUUUUGUUGAUUGGUUACUUGAAGGUGGUCGCUAGUGAAAAUUUGGGAACGUGUAAUCCGUUUCAGUUAAAACGAGAGCAUCUGAAUAUUCGUCUUAAAGAGCACAUGAUUCACGAGACAACAACUGACCACCAUAAUUGUGCAAGAUUUUGUUUCUACCUGACGGCUUGUAAAUCUUUUGAUUAUGACAGACAGACGAACGCUUGCAAACUGAAUGAUGCUGACAGUACGGAUGUACAAACGACAGAGUUUGAGACCAGUGUACACUCAAUCUAUUCCGAUAUCACCGGGUGGCCACAGGGAAUUGCAGGUCCCUGUGGAUCCCGGCCUUGCGGCCUGAAACAGCGUUGUCUGCCAGCAUACCCACCACGAUGUUUAGAAAUUAAUACGUCUACAGUUCAAUGUCACAUUCAAGGUGUAUGGGAAGAGAAGGCAUGCACCCCUAAAGAUUGUGGUCAACCUACGACAGAAAAUGGAUUUGCAACAUUGCUGGACUCGUCUAAUACAACAUAUAUGGCACUAGCUACUGUCACGUGUAACGAAGGAUACGAGACGAACACAUUACAUGUCAAGUGUCAGUCAGAUGCAACCUGGUCAGCAGGAAAUUGCGCAAAAAUUAGUUGCGGUUCAUUACCAAGUAUAGCAAAUGGUGUCGCGACUCUUUCUCUACCAGGAUCAAAUCUAUAUCUAGAUACUGCUACACUGGAGUGUAAUUACGGGUAUACCGCUACUCCAGCCACGUUUAAAUGUUUGUCGUCAAAGUCAUGGGAAUACUCGCAUUGUGCAUGUAUGCCAAUAAGCAGCUAUCAAGGGACUCUCAGUAGCACUGUCGACGGAUUUUAUUGUCAGAGAUGGGACUCACAAUCUCCACAUGGUCAUACUUAUACUAACGCUGCAACUUACCCAGACACAUCUGUAUCAGCUGCGAAUAAUUAUUGUAGAGCUCUCGGAGAAACCUACCUUUGGUGUUACACUACCAACAUAGGUAAACGAUGGGACUAUUGUAAUAAGCCGACGUAUAUUUGUUAAACAUUCUGUCAACUAUAGGCUCUGUUCAGUGGCUUGGACUGACCUCUUGGUUCCUAUUUUACAAGAGCGCUGUCAGGAGAAUGUAUGCACUUCCUGACACAUAAUAUAACGAUUUACGAUUGCAUCUCGGUUUUAUUCAACAUGAACGUAACGUGUUUACAUGAGGAAAAAAAAAUUCUUGAACAUUUCAAAUCAAACUACAGAAAAUACAGUGUUAUGUUUAGACAACCAUGGUGUUCGCUACAUGUAGACUUUGAAAAAUCUGCAAAGCGACAACGCGCCUCUCAAUUACAAUUAUGUUAGAAAUAAAAAGUAGUACGAAGUUUCACUCACCCGAUAACUUUUCUCGUUUUGUCGGACCGAUAAUACCUUCCUGGUUUUAAUGUUAACCCGCUCACACUAUUCUUCAAAGUAAAAGAAGUUAUGAUAAUUCAAAGAAUAUCAACAAAGUAAUAUUGAACUUUCUUUUAGGGCAUUAUUUUUUUGCAGUUGUCGAACGGCCAUUUAUGGUAAUUAAUCUGUUUAAUUAAUUUGUUUAUUUUGUUCUGUUUCAUGAUUUUAUAAUGUGACAAUCAUCUUAGACGAAAGAACAUUGUUGGAAGCGCACCUGUUACGCUACGGUCAUUCGAACAAAUCACGUGAUGAUGGUACGUGAAACAUAAACCAUAUUAUUGAGUAUUUAAUAAAGGAGACACGAUAAAUCUCUUAAUAUAAACGGCCGAUAGGUUCUUAUCGAAUAUCUAGUUUGCCAGAUUAACUAGUUUUUUUAGUCCCCUACCGGUUUAUCGGAGGGGACUUUAGGUUUACCCUCCGUCCGUCUGUCUGUCAGUCCGUCCGUCCGUCCGUCAGUCAGUCCGUCCGUCCAUCUGUCUGUCCGUCAGUCCGUCCGUCCACAAAACUGGAUCCCGCGAUAACCCAAAAAGUACUGAAAAUAUUUUAAUGAAACUUGAUAUAUGGAUAGAUGGCAGUAUGGAAAUUAUGCACGUCUUUUUCUUUUCUUCCUAUGUUGAAAAUUCUGGUUGCUAUGGCAACAAAUAGACUGAAAAUAUGGCAAAUUUUACACAUAACCUGGAUCCCGCGAUACCGCAAAAAGUACUGAAAAUAUUUUUAUGAAACUUGAUAUAUGGAUAGACGGCAGUAUGGAGAUUAUGCAAGUUUUUUUCUUUUUUUCCUAUGCUGAAAAUUCUGAUUGCUAUGGCAACAAAUAAACUGAAAAUAUGACAAUUUUUACACAUAACCUGGAUCCAGUGAUAACGCAAAAAUUACUGAAAAAGUUUUUAUGAAACUUGACAUAUUGGUAGAUGGCAGUAUGGAAAUUAUGCACAUUCUUUUCUUAUCUUCCUGUAUUGAAAAUUCUGGUUGCUAUUGCAACAAAUAGACUGAAUUUCAAGAUUUCUGAUUCUAGUUUUUCAGUUUUUUCACUAUAAGUUCUUUAUUUCUUAAGGUAUUUUCUUCAAACUUUAAAUAUAAGUUGCUAGUCAUCAACCACAUCAUAUGUGACAAAGUUUACAACUCUAGCACAAAAUUUAUCAGAAUUACCUCCCUGGAACUUAAAAUUUUCAUGAAAAAACAUUGUUUUUUUUUUAAUAAUUUCUUUUUUUCUGAACGUAUCUACUUCAAACUUCAUAUAAAUGUUUCUUAUUAUCACUCAACAUUUGUGAGUGUUCAAUACUCUAGCAUUUCCAGAAUUAUGCCCCUUUUGAACUCGACUUUUUUUUGAGAAAUUGGUAAUUUUCUUCAAUUAUGAUAGGAUUUUCUUCAAACUCCCACAUCAUAAUCAUGAUGACAAUAAUAUGACAAGGUUUAUAAAUCUAGCAUCCAUAUUUCCAGAAUUAUCUCCUCCUUAAACUUUUUAUUUUUCCUAUUCGUUCUUUUAACUUUCAUUUACUUCAAAUUCAAAAUAAACAUUCAAUAUUCAUACCUUCAUUACUAAUUGUUCUUUGUAACACUCACAUCAUGUAUGAC
Messenger RNA from Ruditapes philippinarum (Manila clam), 3190 nucleotides. RefSeq lists its product as uncharacterized. The record is from RefSeq and is a predicted model, not a curated record. Gene Ontology annotation, molecular function: endopeptidase activity; signaling receptor binding. The coding region runs from base 167 to 1225 and encodes 352 amino acids. The transcript has 6 exons. NCBI's taxonomy places the organism in Eukaryota, Metazoa, Mollusca, Bivalvia, Venerida, Veneridae.